AUGUCAAGCAGAAGAAGAAGAAUUUCUAUUUCUUCCAUUAUUGGACCAAGAAUAGCUUACUACAAUCAUUGGCUAUUAAAAGGUACUUCCACAUCUCCAUCUCUAUUUGUUCUGUUUCGUUCUCUCUCGAACACCACCAAAAACCCUACUUCUCCUCCUCAAGGACGCGAACCUAAACCUAAAGCCUUACCCAAACAACCAUGCAAUUUGGGUCCCAAUCAUCUUCAUUCCGCUUUAAUUUCCUUCAAUCGCAUGCUCCGAAUGCGACCUUUGCCCACAAUUUCUCAAUUCAAUAAAGCUUUAGGCUCUAUUUUGAAAAUGGGUCAUUACGCCACUGCUCUUUCUCUUAUUCAGAACAAGUUGCAACGGUUCCAAGGCAUUCAGGUCAAUUUCUACACCUUUAACAUUGCUAUUAACUGUUACUGCCACCUUAAUCGAGCCGAUUUUGGGUUGUCUCUUUUGGGUACCCUCUUCAAACGCGGUUAUACAGCUGAUGUAACUACCUUCACAACUCUGAUUAAUGGGCUUAUUUUGCAAGAUAAAACUCCUCAAGCUGUGGAGUUAUUUAAGAAAUUAGUGAGAACUAGAGAAAUUGAACCCGACGUGGUUAUGUAUGGAACCAUUGUCAAUGCGCUCUGCAGGACGGGGAACACUAUCAGGGCUGUUAGUUUGCUUAGGAUAAUGGAAGAGGGAAGUUGUAAACCUAACACCGUAGUGUAUACCACGAUCAUUGACAGUCUUUGCAAGGAUAGAAUGGCAUUCAUCGAGAUGUUGUCACUUAUACCUCCUUGA
Messenger RNA from Camellia sinensis, 792 nucleotides. The record is from RefSeq and is a predicted model, not a curated record. Lineage: Eukaryota; Viridiplantae; Streptophyta; Magnoliopsida; Ericales; Theaceae.